Messenger RNA from Notodromas monacha, 2676 nucleotides. The record is from the annotation of a GenBank genome assembly. NCBI's taxonomy places the organism in Eukaryota, Metazoa, Arthropoda, Ostracoda, Podocopida, Cyprididae.
AUGGGCACACCUCAUGCUACUGGCCAUACGAUUGUACUGUGCGACCUCACAAAUCCCACAUAUCUUGGGAAUCAAGAGGAACUUGUUGCAGCGCUCCAAGCGCAAGGUAUACAGCCGAUCAACGUGCUCCAAAACACAACACCCGGACCAGGAGCCGGCCCAUCCGCCGCCGAACUCACCGCCAAUAUCACCAAAUCACUGCUCCGAUGCAGAGCGGAUUUCCCUAAGCAAGCGCAAGGAGAGGACUUUGAAGUCUACCUGUGCCGACUAGAAAUUGCAUUCAGUCAUGACGGUACCUCGAAUAAUACCAAAAUCGACUGCCUUAUUGGGCACACGACUCCCACAGUCGCGGCGGCAGCCCAACGCCUCUACAACAAGGGAUAUCACACCUACGACAACAUCGCCGACUGGCUCAAAACACAGUUCGGGCUCUCGCCCUUCAAACACUUUACGAGAUUCCUAGCCCUAUGGCACCUGGAAGACGAAUCAUGGGCACAAUUUGGCAAUUGGCUACAGUGUGAGUACAUCCGAUAUCUACCACUCAGUGCAAACGACCUACCAGGUCAAGAAAAAUCCAUCACCGCCGCACUCAUUGGACAACUACUGGCAAUCACCACCGGAGGGCUCCACACCCACCUAUACUCCAAGGCAACCGCCGAUCAAACCCUGACAUGGGUCACAUGUCUCGCGUACGCAGACAAAUAUUGCCGCAUGCACCCCAACACACCACGCGCAUCGCCGGCCCUGCAGAACACGCAACCAGGUAACCGCCAACCAAAAACAACGGCAUCAGGUGUACAGAAACAUUACUGCGACCACCAUCAACAGUACAUUCUCCACACAACUGCCAAAUGCUCGCUUGGGCAAAACCCAAGGCCCAACACGGCUAUGGGCAACGAAUCCCCACGCAACCUGCAAUUGUGUACCUACCACCCAGGUGGCCUUGUUGCACACUCGAAAGCAGACUGCCGAAACAACCCGGCCAACCAGGUCACACGGCAACCAACUGCCAGAACCAGGGAAACGCCAAGAUUGGACAGUGAUGGCUGUCCUCUGCUCAAUCCCCCAAGGUACAGACGACAGACUCACCAUCAUCAUUGGCAUCACGGACAAACGCGUCACAGCACUGAUCAACACUGGAGCCACCAGGUCAUUCAUGGCGACCGACGUUGCAGCCGAAGUAGGGCUCACACCCCAUCCGACAAAGGCAAAGAUCUCCGCAGCCCUCUUACACAUCUCCGCCAACAUCAGCCACUCAUAGCCAUCGACUACUACUCACAAAGAGUGGUCACCACACCCAUCAAACGCGCAACGGCAAACGCCCUAUGCAGCUUCCUAGCAGACGUUUUUGCCCAAUUGGGCACCUUCAAAAUAAUCCAUUCAGAUGGAGCAGCGGUCUUCAACUCAGCACCGUACAAAAGAUUCAUCACGGCAAAUCAAAUUGCGUCACACAUUGCCCAGCCAUACCAUCCCAAAGGCAACGGCACCUGUGAGCAAGCAAUAAAAUCCCUGUCGGCAAUCAUAGCCAAGACAGCACCAACCCCUACCAUGUGGGAUGACGUCUUACUUGACGCAGCAAUCGCAUACAACCAAACGCCACACACCGCAACAGGGCUACCACCCUUCAAACUAUGGCACAAAGAACCAAUACUCACCCCAGCAGACAUAAAGUUUGAACUGCCGCCAAGGGACAUAACCCCUGAACUCCAACAAGUCAAAGUAACUAACCAAAGAUACCGCAAACUCUACAUUCAGCAGGCCAAUAAACACCGCAAACCCGAAUUCAAACUCGGCCAAAUGGUGACCCUCAGGCCACAACUGAAAACAACGGAAAAACAUGCCACAAACUGGCGCUUCUUACCCAAACGCUUCGGACCAUUCCGAAUCACAGCAGUGCUCAGGAAAGCAAAAUAUAGCGAUACGGAAGAAACCGAUUGGCCUCGACUUCACCUGGACCCAGGGACACUCAACGCCACGGACGGAUCUGACGACAAAGCCCAUCCCCUGACAAGCUCCCCCGAAGUGCAUCAGGCAUGCAGCAAGAUGCCCUACCAGGCCCAAGCCACGCCAGACCGCUCUCUGCCACGCACCCCCACGGCGACGUCGCCGGUAUCCAGCGUCGACAUUCCGUCAUUUGACAGCCCUCCCCAGGAACCAACACCGCUGCCUCAACCAGAUAUAAAAACCACUGCAAACGCCACAGAUUCCCCAGCUCCAGCAGCUCCAAAUUGUCAGUGGAGGAAACGCCAGCGGACAUCAAGCCCCGUCUUUGGACACUGGCGCAACUGCUCGACAGCACUGGACCCAUCACCGACAAUGAAUACUAACCACAACAACCUCAUCUCAACAGGAUCUCAAGAUGCCCAAGGAUCUCGACCAAAACGCCGCCGCCGACGGCCCUCGCAAUACCAUCAGCCUUGGCCUCCUCCUCCCUUGUUCUUUUGCCGCCGCCGGCACCUUUCUUUUUUGGGGGGGAGAGUACGACCCCUGCAUGGGUCCAUAGGCGCCGCCAUGAUGGCCUGCGCAAAAGGCCUAAACACGUCAUUGACUGUUUCUUUUUACUUUGUGACGCCGCACCAAUCCAAACUGGCUGACACAAUACAGCACGCGCGCGCUUGUGUCAACCAACUUGCACCCAUAUCCCUGAGGCCUAAGAGAGCCUCACUUUGUCUAUAG